AUCCAAAUGUCCAAUCCUUACUCUCCCCCUUUCCUCUGUUCCUCCCUGCAAGUUCUCGAUAAACUCCAGGCGUAUCCUGCCUGCCACCUGCCCCCAACAACUCCUUGCAUCGCUCGCUUGCAAGUUGAGCUUCUCCAAGGCCGCCCGCGAUCGUCCCCCUUUCGGAACGCUUUCUCUGGCGACUUUGGCGCAAUUUUCGGAAUUUUCUUCGGGGUCUGUCGCAGCCAAGAUGGACACCAACGCGACGGGCUUCACCUCGCCGUUGGCGAGCGCGAAAUACGGCAGCGUGAAUAUUCCACCACAACUUGAAUAUGUCGUCGAUGCCGUUACCAACGCGAGCGGCUGGACCAUUGCCAUCACCCUUUUCGCCCUCCUCGUUGCAUACGAUCAAUUCAGCUACAUCUGGAAUAAAGGUUCCAUCGUCGGCCCAGCAUGGAAACUCCCAUUCAUUGGCCCUUUCCUGGAAUCCAUGGAUCCCAAGUUCGAGGAGUAUUACGCGAAAUGGAAGAGCGGCCCCCUGAGCUGUGUUUCUGUAUUCCACAAAUUCGUUGUCAUUGCUUCGACUCGUGACAUGGCCAGGAAGGUCUUCAAUUCGCCCGCCUUCGUCAAGCCAUGCGUCGUCGAUGUCGCCCACAAGCUUCUCGGUGCCGAUAACUGGGUGUUCCUGGACGGAAAGGCUCACGUUGAUUUCCGCAAAGGUUUGAACGGUCUGUUCACCCGCAAGGCUCUCGAGAUCUAUCUGCCUGGUCAGGAGGAUGUGUAUAAACGGUAUUUCCAACAGUUCCUCGAUAUAACCAAGGAGGCUGGGGGGAAGCCGGUUCCCUUCAUGCCGCAAUUCCGCGAGCUCAUGUGUGCCGUCUCCUGCCGUACCUUCGUUGGGCAUUAUAUUUCGGAUGAAGCCGUGAAGAAGAUCGCCGACGACUACUAUCUCAUCACUGCCGCCCUGGAGCUGGUCAAUUUCCCCAUCAUCAUCCCGUACACCAAGACCUGGUAUGGCAAGAAGGCCGCUGACAUGGUCCUGGCCGAGUUCGCUAAAUGCGCUGCGAAGAGCAAGGUCCGUAUGUUGGCUGGCGGCGAUAUCUCAUGUAUCAUGGAUGCGUGGGUCAAGCAGAUGGUUGAUUCCAAGAGGUGGCGAGAGAUGGAGGCGAAGGGCGCGACGACCGAAGACAUGGAGAAGCCGAACCCGCUGCUCCGGGACUUCAGCGACUACGAGAUCUCGCAGACCAUCUUCACCUUCCUCUUCGCUUCUCAGGACGCCACCAGCAGCGCUGCAACUUGGCUUUUCCAGACCAUGGCCCAACGCCCCGAUGUGCUGGAUCGUGUUCGCGAGGAGAACUACAAGGUCCGCAACGGUGACAUCCAUGCCCCCUUGAACAUGGAUCAGCUCGAGUCGAUGAAGUACACGCGCGCCGUCGUGAGGGAACUUCUCCGCUACCGACCACCGGUUCUCAUGACUCCGUACAUGGCCAAGAAGGCUUUCCCCAUCACCGACACGUACACAGUCCCCAAGGGUUCCAUGGUUAUAGCGACGGUUUAUAUGGCGUUGCGUGACCCCGACGUUUAUGCCAACCCCGACGAGUUCGAUCCUGACCGGUACUAUUCCGGGGAUGCUGAGCAGAAGGGCCUGAAAAACUACCUCGUCUUCGGCACCGGGUCUCACUACUGCCUCGGUCAGCAGUAUGCUCAACUGAACCUCGCCCUGUUCGUCGGAAAGGCUUCGCUUCUACUGGACUGGACACAUCACCCCACACCCCUAUCCGAGGAGAUCAAGGUGUUCGCCACCAUCUUCCCCAAGGAUGACUGCCCGCUGACGUUUGAGGAGAGAAAAUGGUAAAUUUCUCUAUACGACGAAUUGCGGCUGAGUUUCGAGGUGUUAGCGCGGCGAGCCGAUCCUAAUAGCAGGGGGGAAAGGACAGAUAUUCGAGGCUUACUAUGCGGCUGAAAUGCCGUCGCCCUGUGGAAUACAGGUUGCCUUUGGUGCAACGACCUGCGAGAACGUGAUAAACCGCGUUGUUAGCGAUGGGGACUACAUGGGAACCUGCAUCGCCCGGGCAUCAACAUGGCUGCACCAUACAGGCCAGCCCUACUUAGACAAUUGUAAUACUGAAGGAUGUAAAUAGCGUUUAAUAUCGGGACGGCUGCAACGGACACUGGGGGUUCCCAGACUGUCCUGAGUGUCCAGCCUCAUCGGAUUCUUAGGGCGGAAUAACCCAGGACGUGUAUCAUGUUCAAAUCGGUUCGAUGGUUUUCGAGAAAAAAUGUAUGGCCGGCCAGACCGCG
Molecule: messenger RNA, 2280 nt
Organism: Phialemonium atrogriseum
Lineage: Eukaryota; Fungi; Ascomycota; Sordariomycetes; Cephalothecales; Cephalothecaceae
Product: cytochrome P450
Exons: 5
Coding region: 230-1834 (534 amino acids)
Biological process (GO): sterol metabolic process
Molecular function (GO): monooxygenase activity; heme binding; iron ion binding
Source: RefSeq, a predicted model, not a curated record